Molecule: messenger RNA, 3296 nt
Organism: Papilio machaon (common yellow swallowtail)
Lineage: Eukaryota; Metazoa; Arthropoda; Insecta; Lepidoptera; Papilionidae
Gene: wde
Product: activating transcription factor 7-interacting protein 1
Exons: 4
Coding region: 88-2994 (968 amino acids)
Biological process (GO): regulation of DNA-templated transcription
Cellular component (GO): transcription regulator complex; nucleus
Molecular function (GO): transcription coregulator activity; protein binding
Source: RefSeq, a predicted model, not a curated record
AAAGAACCGCGGCAGUUAGUCUGACGCUGCUAGUGGGAAGAGUAAUAUCGCCAUCUCGCUUCAACUCGUGGAAGAAGCUACGACAAAAUGGCGCUGCACGAUACGACCAGGUUUUGCGUCGACUACAUUCGAUUAUUCACUCCAGUUAGAGCAGCUUCUUUGCGGUCUACGCUGCAAAAUCAUAAUUCACUUCCAGAACUCCAGUGUCGCCAUAUUGAUAAAUCAAAUAUUAGAGAUGUGAUUACAAAAUAUCAUACAAUGCAAUUAACUGUUGAUACUGGAGCUCCUAUAGACAUAGAAUUUAAAAUGUCAUCAAUUAAAGAAGUGAUCAUUAGCAAUGGGAAUGAAACUUUUUCUGACGAUAUCAAAAAUAGCAGCGAUAUUGUAAAAGACAAUACAAGUGAUACCGCAGAAAACAAUCAUAAGUUACAAAAUUUACAAUGUAAUGACAAAAUUGCACAUAAAGACGACACAGCAAGUUCUGUAGAAAGUGAAGAAAUUGGAAAAACCACAUCUGAGGAAACUUCGAUUGAUGAUUUUGAGAAAAGUUAUAGCCCUAAAAAUAGUACAAAUGAACAUAGUAAACCUGAGGAUAUUGUUAAUAAUGAUAACCCAAUAUCUCAACAUCAAGAAUCAGAGUCGCAAUAUGAAUUAAGUAAUCAUAAUUCAGAUGAGGAAGAAAAUGUAAUGGAAACUGAUGUAACUGAAAAGUUAGACAACGUUGAAAGUGAACAACAAUCAAACGUUAUUCCAAAACCUGGAAUGAUAAAUCAAAUAAACGGUGAUGAAAAUAUAAACACUCAAGAUCACGAAAACACAACUAAUGAUAGUAAAAUACACAAUAAGAUUACACUAAAGGGAAAUGAGAUUAGUGAACAAAAUGAGGGCGAGCAAACAAAUAAUGAUAUAAAAAACAUGGAUAGUGAAAGUUCAAUUCCUGACAGUGUUAUUGAUCAAGUUCCUAAUAAAGGCGAUGAAAAAAAGGAGCAAUCCCUUGAAGACGUAACUGUAUCUAAAUCAGAAAAUACUUAUUCCCUAAUCUCACCAAAAAUAGACAACGAUGAUUGUAAAGUUAUAGAAUCAGAAAGUGUAACUGAUUCUACUUUACAAAAGAGUCCUAAGCCGGACAAUAGUACAAAAGAAAGUGAAAUAACGCCAGAAAGUGUAGCCUCAGCUGAAACUGACACUAAAAGUAGAAAAAUUGAAAAAGAAGUUGAAAAAAUAAAUGAAACUAAGACGCACAAUGGCAAGGAUAAUAACGAAGAGGUAGAGGGCAAAUUAAUUGAAGAAAAAAAAGAAUCAUCACUGAUAUCUAAAUUAACAAAUAUUUUAGAUUUACUCUCUGAUGAUGAAGAAGAGCGUCACGGGGACACUUCUACUAAUGAAACAUCUAAAGUUGACAAACAAUGUAUUAGUCUUGUAGAUGAUGAUGAUGUUAUGUUAAUAGAUGAGGAGACGAGUGUUAAAGAAGAUGCAAAAACUACUAGUAUUCAGACAGACGAAGUAAUUCCGGAAACGUGUGAUGAGAACGCUGCUCUAAGCCAAGUAAAAAAAGAUGAAGUAAUAGAUGAAAAACAAGAAACAGGUUCUGAAGAAGUUGUGUACAAUUUAGAUAAUAACAAAUUAGACAGCCAAACGAAUAACGUAAAAGAAAUCAAUUCCUCAAAACCUUUGUUGUCGUUAAACUUCCUAAACAGUUGCAAGAAAACGUUAUCAGAUAUGACACGAGAAGACUUGGAAGAUUUUUGUAGUAUGAAAAUUUUGGAAAGCGUUCUGGAUAGGAGUAAUUUAGGAGAUUUAAAAGUUCAGCUUAAAACAAUGGCGGCUACUAUUGAGGAAUUUAAAAAGAAGACUAAUUUGUUAUCUAAACAAAAUAGAGAUCUACAAGUAGUAUUGAAAUCAGUACAAGAAGAACAAAAAAAGUCCUCAGGUACUGCAGUAACUCCUUUGAAAAUAACUCGCUCAGUAGGUAUGCAAGUACUGAUGACAGACAAAUCCAAUGCAAAAAGGAAAAAUCUACAAAUGAAUAAUUCAAGUGUAUUACCAACUGAACCUUCGCAUGUAGAUAAAACAAACCGUAACUCUAGUAUUCAAAAAUUACACAAGACUAAAAAUCAGCCUAUUCCAGUCCCAAGACUAGUCCCUGCCGCUAAUGCUAAUAACAAAACUAGCCCCGCUGCAAUUUCCAACAUCGCCGAUCCUGGAAAGUCUCCACAGGUUCCACCUUUAGUAAAUGGUGUAAGAAAUUCACCUCCUGUACUAAAGCCGGAAAAAAGAUCUAGAGUGCAAUCAGUAACAGUAGACUUGACAGAUGAUGAGCCUCCCCUGAAGUUAACUGCAAAGAUUUCACCCGCCCCAGGUGUGAGAUUGGUACCGGCACAGAAUUUAUUACCACCUCAGAGACCUCAAUUUACACCAGCAAUGACUAGUCCCAGGAAAGUGUACAUUCCAAUAAGUGGUCCACAAUCACAGAAUGUUAGACCGGGGCAGGCUGUUGUGUUAAAAACGGUUCCACCAAGUCCAGGACUAAGGCCGAGAAUGCCAGCAAACAAUAAUGUAAAUAAAGUGCAACCAAAUACCAUAAGAAUGAACCGACCAGUGUCCGCAGGUAGACAUCCUGCACCAUUACCUGACGUUGUCAAACAAUAUCAACCUACGAGUUGGAAAGCAUUGCCACCGGCACCGGACUUAAAACUAUCAAAGGUUGAAAAUGGAAUUGUGAUCUCAUGGAAAAUUGAUGGAUAUCAAGAAGAUAGUUAUGAAGAAAUUACUAGCUAUCAACUAUUUGCUUAUCAGGAGACGAAUUGCCCCCCAAGUACGGCGUUAUGGAAGAAAAUCGGCGACGUUAAAGCUCUUCCCUUGCCUAUGGCUUGUACACUAACCCAAUUCUUGGCAGGGUUUAAAUAUUAUUUUGCUGUUAGAGCUAUUGAUAUAAAAUCCCGAUUUGGGCCAUUCAGUUUGCCGGCUAGUAUACUUCUCCUUAACAAAAUGUGAGACUGAUUAAUUUGAGAAUUGCUUUUAAUAGAAGCACAAUAUCUACUCGGACAGAAUAAUAGAAAUAUGUAUCGCAUCAGCAAUUUACAGUAGUUUGUAAAGUUAUUUAUUGACAGUAUUUUUUGCAAUGGCAAGGAUACUUCUAACGACAGCUAUGAUGGUCACACCAUUUGCGAAAAAUUUUAACUUAUCGCAUCUAAAAACAAUUAUUUGGAUGAAAUAAUCUUUUGCUGAUGAUUGUUUUAAUUUUUAAAAAGCGAAGGUCAUAGACACAUCAUUUGCUUGUAAAUAUAAUAUUAAGU